Triticum dicoccoides is the source of this 1113-nucleotide messenger RNA. RefSeq names its product BTB/POZ and MATH domain-containing protein 2-like. Lineage: Eukaryota; Viridiplantae; Streptophyta; Magnoliopsida; Poales; Poaceae. The record is from RefSeq and is a predicted model, not a curated record. The transcript has a single exon. Gene Ontology annotation, molecular function: protein binding. The coding region runs from base 1 to 1113 and encodes 370 amino acids. Gene Ontology annotation, biological process: protein ubiquitination.
AUGGCAGACGGGUGCAAGGUUUCUGCUACCAUGGUAGCUCAAUCUGAGAAAAAGUCAUGCGUGGUCAAGGUAGAUGGACACUCAAGAGCCAAGGGGCUGUUGAACAAGGGCGAGUACAUGGCUUCUCCCCCUUUCAGUGUUGGAGGCCACAACUGGGUUGUGAGAUACUACCCCAACAGUGACUCGGAAAAACCUGCGGGAUUCAUAGUCGUUCGCCUGGUUCUUGAUUCAGCUGAUGCCACCAACGUGAAGGCGGAAACCAUAUUUAGCAUUAUUGACAAGGAUGGGCUACCAAUGCGGCCGCGCACCCGUGAUCAUAUCUUCCCACACAAAGGUUCAUCUAUUCGCUACACAUUCCAGGAAGCUGCUUUAGAGGGAUCCACACAUCUACUGGAUGACUGCUUCAGCAUCCGGUUUGAUCUAACCGUCCUCAUCAACAACACCCAAAGUGAAGAAAAGGACCAGUUUGUUGCGGUUCCACCAAGCGACUUGCAUCGGCACUUCGGCAACCUGCUAGAGACCAUGGAUGGAGCGGACGUCACCUUUCUUGUGGGCGGGGACAAGUUCUCGGCUCAUAGGCUCGUGCUCGCUGCUAGGUCACACGUGUUCAAGGCAGAGCUCCUUGGGCCCAUGAAAGAGAAACACGACAGUCUCAUUGAAAUCCAUGAGAUGGAAGCUCACGUCUUCAAGUGCUUGCUCUAUUUCAUAUACACCGACACGCUACCCGCGUCUGACAUGGAAAGUCUAGAUGUGAUGAUGGCAAGCCAUCUGCUCGUGGCGGCGGACAGGUACGACAUUGAGAGGCUAAAACUGAUAUGUGAGCACAAGCUAUGCAACCACAUCGAUGCCGGUAUGGUGGCGACCAUCUUGGUUUUGGCUGAGCAGCAUAGUUGUCAUGGGCUAAAGAAAGCAUGUAUGCAGUUCCUUGCCUCACCCUCCAAUUUGCAGACGAUGAUGACAAGUGAUGGUUACGAGCAUCUCAAAAGAAGCUGCCCGUCUGUCCUUAGAGAGCUCAUUGCUAGGCCCUCGCCUAUUCCGCUCGUAGCAGCAAAGGAUAUCAACAUGGCAAUUUUCGUAGUAUGGCUCAUGAUCGUCGCUCAUAAAUUAGUUUAA